GGGGGUUUUUUUUUUUUUUUUUUAAGAAAUUCAAUUCCAGGAAGAAAGACCUGCAAACUACAACAAGUCAACAGCCCAAAACUGUGAUGUACUCUCGCCUGUCACUCAUAGCCAGACAUAUUUCCAGGCCUUUACCCAGCCUUUCCCAACGUACACCGAUCGUCAAAUCUCGUCUUGUCAACUUCGUCAUGGCUUCGGCGGAUGAGCGCAACUCGCGCACCAUCCACACGGCAGCCUGCCUCAUCAUUGGUGAUGAAGUUCUCGGCGGCAAGACCGUCGAUACCAAUUCCAACACAGUUGCAAAGUGGUGCUUCGACCUGGGCAUCAAUUUGAAGAGGAUCGAGGUCAUAGAAGAUGACGAGUCUGAAAUUAUAGAGGCGGUGCGCCGGAUGAGUGAUCGCUACGACUUUGUCGUGACGAGCGGCGGCAUAGGUCCGACGCACGACGACAUCACCUAUCAAUCUAUAGCCAAGGCAUUUGGGCUGCCGCUCAAGUUGCACAAUGAUGCAUAUGAGCGGAUGAAGAAGCUUUCAAGGCCGCAUCCUUCGCAGCCCAAGUUCAACUGGGAUGAAGACUCGCCAGCGAAGCGUGCCAAGCUGAGAAUGGUAGAACUGCCCACGGACGAGAGCCGUGAUAUGGAUAAACAAUUUUUGUUCCCCCAAGAGGAACUUUGGGUUCCUGUGUGUGUCGUCAACGGCAACGUGCAUAUCCUUCCGGGAGUUCCCAGGCUCUUCGUCUCUCUCUUGGAGGGUCUGAAGCCCUACAUUGUACCACGACUAGUCGAUCCGGAAGGAAAGGGUAUCUGUCGAGUUAUGAUCUCGACGCCCUUGGCUGAAAGCGCCAUGGCUGAGUACCUGACUGAGCUGGCGGCCAAGGUUGAACCACAGGGUGUCAAGGUGGGCAGCUACCCAAGGUGGAACAAGAAGCGGAAUACAGUAACGUUGGUUGGCAAGGACAAAGCAUUUAUCGAAAGUCUCAUCCCAGAGGUCACCAAGAACGUCCAAGGCCAGGUGAUCACUGUCGAGGGGGAAGACGACGACCCGAAAGACAAGGACCAGGCUGUCUCGCAGUAAAAGUGUUCUAGAAACACGGUAGAAAGUUAUAGACUCCGCUGUGCAUGCUCGAUGCCAAGAGCAGACAGUCCUGUCAAAGGAACUUGGAGAUCUGUGCCUUUCAGACGACUGCUUAUUUUUGAAUGUGGGCAAUGACUCUGGCAUCUUCUCGACCGUUUGAGCGAUCUCGGUGGGGUAUGCACUUGUAAGUGGUAAUAGGACUGGAUAAAAUCUGCGCCCCUGAACUAAACAUGCCAGAGCAAAUGAAAUACUACCUAUCGAGCUAUAUUCAUGUCUCAUAAAUCUUCAACAAGAUUGGGGAGUAACGAUCGGAAUAUGCAAUCCGAAAAAGAAAGCUCCAUGCCAAGGCAGUAAGACGUUGAGCUCAAGGAUUAUGGUUCCAAUAGGAAGGACUUUGGUCAGGGGUAAAUGAAUAAUGGAGGGUGGGCCAUAAGUGACCAUGAUUGUGAUUAUUGUGGUUGGAUAUGGUUUUGUGUGUUACUACUACUACCUGUAUUUGCUGCAGUACUGAGCUACGUACGCUACAGAUCGCGUGUCUCUGUAACCUCAGGGAGUAAGCCCACGACAGCCAGGGUACAUAGAAUCCGGAACAUGCCACAAUAAAAGAGGAAGC
Molecule: messenger RNA, 1686 nt
Organism: Pyricularia grisea
Lineage: Eukaryota; Fungi; Ascomycota; Sordariomycetes; Magnaporthales; Pyriculariaceae
Exons: 7
Coding region: 87-1073 (328 amino acids)
Source: RefSeq, a predicted model, not a curated record